This is a messenger RNA of Sclerotinia trifoliorum, 3038 nucleotides long. The record is from the annotation of a GenBank genome assembly. Lineage: Eukaryota; Fungi; Ascomycota; Leotiomycetes; Helotiales; Sclerotiniaceae.
ACGCAAGUGCCUAAGCCAGAAAAGGAAUGAAGACGGUACCGAUAGAAUUUGUGGACUAUGCAAAUUGCCAAUCAUCACAUCGAAAUUUCCAUGAUAUGCGCCUAGUGAUCAUGGAUCGGUCCCUUUCGAGCAUUGCCUCCAUCCAUAGAGCUUGUGAUGGAUUGCUUAGCCUUCCCAAGUUCCACAACUCCUUUUAUCAUGGAGGAUAUUUCAUCGUGCUGUCAUAUACGAAGGCAGGACCUAAGAACUGUAGACUUCUCCCAGUUCAGGCCCAUCCCAUUAUUCCAAAGUAAUCAUGGAAACCAAAGAUCAUAGGAUUUUAGAGACCCCUCUUUGUCCUGCUUUUGAUGUUGAUAUCGAAAAUGUCAUGAUGGGAAGCCCAAAAGAGUGUCCAAACCCAGGAAUUUGCGUUUUCAUGUCGAGUAAUGGCGUCGGGGACUUCAGUUGGAAAAGAUCAGUGUAAGUUUUUCUUGGAGUAACAUUCAUAACGUAUUAGGGGUUUUACUUUGUCUUUGUGGAGGAAGAUCUUAGAAAUUGACGAGUCAUCGUAUGCCAGGUUUUGGAUACUCUCCUCUUCGGUGUCAAUAUAUGCAAGCAAACUGCUAUUGCUAGAAAAUGGAUUUCGUAAGUCGAAGAGCAGCAAAUGUACUUACUCAGGCUGAUUUGAAGACAGAUUACCGUACAGCAAAGCCCAUAACCAAAUUACGCAAAUAUUAAUCAUCAUUUAGCUCUAACUUUCUCUACAUCUUACUUCGGCCUCUGUUUAUCUAUCUUCACCAUCGCGUCACACUAUAAAGAAGGGACUGAUGUCCAGUGUACUACGAAAGUCUUUCGGCCCCCACUCAAUCAUGGAUUUGUAUGAUUCCGGCCUCAUUUGCUUCUGCAGUUGCUUUGCCAAUGUUCAUGGAGGCACUCAUACAUAUGUCAAGUCUUCCUGUUUUAGUCAUGCUCUUUGUGAGUGACAUCCUACAAAGUCAUAAACAUACCACUAACAAACCCCAGCCACUAAUCUAUCUAUCAGAAUAUCUUACUCUUUUCAUUUCCUUUUCAUCAACACUUUCUGCAAGACGCUUAUCCCUUGAAACAAUUGGCAUAACAAUUUUCACGACUUUAGUCCUAUACUAUGAGUGUCGUCUCACGGUUACAGGAAUUAUUUUUAGCAUUGGAGCUUUCAUUGUGGCCGGAUUUUCUAGAGCACUUUUCCUCAUGGCAUCUCAGAAACUGCAUGAUGACGAACAUAAGAUAUCGUCAUCCUACCAUGGUUACAUUUUAAUGACCACAACUUUUGGCUUCCUCAUAAGUGGCUCUUUAGCUUUUACUCAUGAGACCAAUUUACUGAAUCACUAUCUCGAUUCAGGCACUGUGGUUUUGUUUUUUAUCUCCUCCGCAAAUUUGGUUGGAGCAACAUUCGCUGGCAACAGUUUUCUUAUCUACUCUCCAAUAUAUUGUUCAGUUCGAAAUAAUUGGGAUGCCAAGUUAUCCCUUUCGCUUUCUAAGGUUAUCGUUUCAGGAAUCUCUAGCAUUCUUAUUCUUCUGAUAUCACUGAUUUUUGGGCCCGUAUCUGUGGUAUCAUGGGUUCAGUUUAGUGCCUACUUUCUGGCCAUGUUAUGUCUUAUUGGAGUUUCUACAGUUCACAAAUUCUUCGAAAAGGUGUUCGAAUAUCUUCAACGUCAUGUUCUUUUCCGUCCAUGUGACCAGGAUCCAAGCCCCAUGCCGAAGAAGAAUUACGUGUCGGUUUUAAACAUCUCGCUCACUGCCUCGGCUGUAUUGUCUUUCUAUGCAUUAUCCCUAUCACAACUCCGUGGAUUGUCACCAGGACCAGCUCCCUCUUUCGAUAACUCAUACACUCCGGAACCAUCAUCAUUCGAUAUCGUGAUAAGCGCGUACACAGAAACACCCGAGUCAAUCGCACGCAUGCUACACGCCAUCAAAUCAACAUCAUACUUAUCUUCAAUUGAUCCCCGCGUUUUGAUAUACACCAAAGACCCCACUGUAUCCUUAUCCAUGUUGAAGAAUUCCACAGGCGUUGAUAUCGUUAAACGUCUACCCAAUCUUGGUCGCGAAGGAGGGACGUAUCUCAGUCAUAUUGUUAACGAAUGGGACCAUCUUGCGGCUCAAACCAUGUUCAUUCAAGCUCAUGCUCAUAAUAUUCGGGAGCUCAUACCUCGAAUCAACUCAUACUUGGUGCCGCAAACAGGAAUGUUGAGUCUCGGGUUUUCUGAAGCCACUUGCUCAUGCAACAAUUGUGGUGACAGGUUUGGAUGGAAAGACGACUGGUCUGUGAUCCCGAGUCUGUAUGAACGUAUUUACGACUCGAGUUGUUCCGAUUCCACCACAGUUCUUUUAUCAUACAAGGGGCAAUUUGUCGCAUCAGCCAAACGGAUUCGUGGAAUUAGUCGAGGAAAUAUGAGGAGUUACUAUCCACGAUAACAAGUGAAAGUGGAUGGAGUCAUGAUCCACGAUUUGUGAACAAAAAUGAUUCCACUGACAAUCCUUCGUUCGGAUUUGCAGUCGAGAGAAUAUGGGGUCUGCUCAUGCAAUGUGCGACUGACGACCGAGUUUCAACAAAGUGUCCGUCUAUGCUCAGCGGGAUGAUUAGAGGAAGUGAUGUUGGGGAUUGUCAGUGCUUGGAUACAAAAUAAAUAUUUAUUGGUCACCCAUUUAAAGAAAGAUUGGUCUAAUUGGUAAUAUCUGGAGUUUGGUGUAGGCACCUGUAUAUAUUGUGGUUAAUGGAAUUUUCAAUACAGAUUCAUAGCUUGAGAUAUUGUAUGAUAGUCAGUUGAAGAUUUAAACUGUUAAAGCUGUUAUAAAUAUAUGAUAUCAAUUGUUGUAGAUUGUAAAUGGAAGUAUUAUAAGUCUAUUCUUAUAAAAGUUUUAUUUUUAAAAGAUUUAUUAUUAUUUAUUUUAAAUAUUUUGAUUUUAAUUUCUAAUUAAUUGUCGGCUUACUGAUAUUAUAAUCUUGUUAUACACGAGAUUUACUUAAUAUAGAUAAUAGAAAAUAAGAAACUCGUUUAAAUGAACCACGAUCCUGAUAAUCU